Mya arenaria is the source of this 2171-nucleotide messenger RNA. Its product is annotated as nuclear transcription factor Y subunit gamma-like. The transcript has 12 exons. The record is from RefSeq and is a predicted model, not a curated record. Gene Ontology annotation, biological process: regulation of DNA-templated transcription. Bases 169 to 1221 code for a protein of 350 amino acids. Gene Ontology annotation, cellular component: CCAAT-binding factor complex; nucleus. Lineage: Eukaryota; Metazoa; Mollusca; Bivalvia; Myida; Myidae. Gene Ontology annotation, molecular function: protein heterodimerization activity; DNA-binding transcription activator activity, RNA polymerase II-specific; DNA binding.
ACGGCAAUUAAAGUAGUUGUAAACUAAACGUAAAUUAUGUUGUGACAGUCAUACUGCUGACUGUCUACACAUUUUUAAAUAGAAAGAACUGCUAACAAUAACAGUCUUUGAAAAUUCUUCCUGCUUGCCUCCAUUUUAAUGACGUCAUGAGAAAACUACUUUAACAAGAUGGCAGAAAAUAAUCAAAUGACGGGUGCAUUGAACACCGAGUCGACACAUCUCCUGAACUCAUUUUGGCCGAAUGUUACAAAUGAGAUAAGAAACUUAAAAAUGGACCACUUCAGGACUCAGGUUUUACCUCUUGCGAGAAUAAAAAAGAUCAUGAAGUUGGAUGAAGAUGUUAAGAUGAUCAGUGCUGAAGCCCCAGUGCUGUUUGCCAAGGCGUGUGAGAUCUUCAUCAGUGAGUUGUCAUUACGGGCCUGGCUGCAUACUGAAGACAACAAACGUAGAACACUGCAGAGGAAUGACAUAGCCAUGGCCAUCACCAAGUUUGACCAGUUUGAUUUUCUCAUUGACAUUGUGCCAAGAGAGGACAUCAAGCCAGCAAAGAGACAGGAUGAGGCCCGGACAUCUGUACUCCCAGAGCAGAUCCAGUACUACCUACAGCUAGCCCAACAGCAGGCACAACAGAAUCAGCAGGGGGCCACAUCACAAGCCUCAGCACAGCCAGUCACACAGGCUCUGGCCCAGUCUGCAGCGGGAACCACCCCUCAAUUACAGCUAGCAGGUGGAGCUCAACAGGUCCAGACUAACCAAGUAGGGCAGAUCCAGCUGCAAGGUGGGCAGAUUUUACAGCAGCCUUUUCAGGUGGCUCAGCAAAAUGCCCCUGUCGCAACAAGCCAGUCUCAGGUGAUCACCAUCCAGCCCCCACAGGUACAACAACAACAAGUACAACAACCACAACAGGUCCAGCAGGUGCAGGUGCAGCAGCCUCAAGUGUUCCAGCAGGUGAUCAACCCAUCCGGACAGAUAGAGAAUGUGCCAAUCCAAUUGACACCGCAACAGCUACAGGUUAUCCAGAUGCAGCUGCAGGGUAAAACUUCAAACCAGCCAAUCAUCAUCCAGACCUCUGCCUCACAGCCAACCACAUCGCAGUCUAUAGUCACCCAGGGUGAUGCCACUCAAUUAUUUGCUGGACAGGGUGCAUUUCAAGUUCAGCAGCUACAGGGGUCGGGCCAACAGGUGUUUUUACAGCAGGAUGGGGAACAACCAGACAGCUGAAACUAAGGAAACCAGUCUCUUUAGUAUCAGAAAGUACUCUCUAUUUAUUGUGUACAUACUGACAUUAAACUUUGUACAUCUUAAUGUAUAUAUGUGCAUGUAUUUGCACACCAGAUCUCUCAUCGAUGUUUUUAUUAAAAUGAAAUUUCUGACAGAGCAUAUUUAAUUACACUUACUAGACUAUUGCUGCUAUCAGCAUGGACAUCAAUCUUUGCUGGCCUUAUAUACUGUUUAAUGGUUGAGCGUGUAUGUGAAUUGUACAUUUAUUGUUUGAUUGUUAACAUUGUAAGGCAAGUUGUAAAUGACUUGUUUCGAUUCUUAUUUGUAAUUUGUAUGUUAUAUGAAUGUUUCAUCUUUAUGGUAUAAUUACCCAUUGUCUACCAGCAGUUGCGUCAUUAUUUUAUACUUGUAUAAAAUCUAGUUUCAUUGUACAGAUACAAGGAAUAUUUGUAAUAUAAAAAGUGUUUAUUAUCACUAUUUCAUCCUGAUGUAAAAUUUAUAUAAUUCUAUUAAGCUCAGAAACCCAUACAAGUUUAUGACAUUGUUGCCCACAUUGUAGAUUUCUUGACAAUUGACAGUCAAAUGGAAAUAUUAGAGUUACCUCCCUUACAUUGUAAAUUGUUAGUGAAAUGGACAACGGGGCUUUUUGCUAGGAUAUCUGCUAGUGCAGAUUGGAAUAAACAAACUUAACUGAAGAGAAGAUUCUAAUGUUUAACAUGAAUAAUGCAAAUUUUUAUCCCUUUGCAAUUGACUAAAGGGUGUUCAUAGUGUAUAGUUAACUUAAAAGACUAUGAUAAACAUUCUAACAAGUAAAUGAGAAGGAAAUACUCUUGUAUAUUUUUUUGCAUACUGAAUCCUUGAAUUUUCAAGUUCUGAAUCAAGUUUUUAACUUGGUGGUCUCUGUUAUUGCAUGAUUUUAUUGCUUUUUAUUAAAAUUGAAAUUAAAUGAA